Messenger RNA from Drosophila miranda, 732 nucleotides. RefSeq names its product protein three rows-like. Lineage: Eukaryota; Metazoa; Arthropoda; Insecta; Diptera; Drosophilidae. Bases 286 to 732 code for a protein of 148 amino acids. The record is from RefSeq and is a predicted model, not a curated record. The transcript has 2 exons.
CCAUGAGCUAGACAAGCUGGUGCGUCUACUGGCACUCGUGGCCGAAAAGGUAGCGUGUCCCGAACAAAUGUCCCUUGUGCUGGCCUUCUUGGAGCCCUUGCAACAUCUACGACCGCUCAUCACCAGCCAGAAAAUGCUUAGUGUGCUCCUCCGAAUCUACAAAGCCAGUGUCCACUGCAAGAGCUCCGACAUGGCCAACCGUCUGCAGUCCACGAGUCUACGAGUGGCACGAGUCCAGUCCUAUGCCCAACCCCCUAACCCCCGCCCAAAAGAAACAGCUAUACGAUGUGGAUCUGUUGGCCGUGCUGCACUUCCAGAGUGCGCGGCCCGUACCCCUGCUGCAGUCGCUACUACCGCUGCCGUCACAAUGACUACCACCUGGUUCUCCUGGCACGCAAGAUGCGCACCGACAGCGAGGUGGUGCGUCAGUGCGAGGAACUGCGCUCCCAGCUGCAAAGCACGGCCCUCAAGCAACCGCUCAGCCGCAUGCAACAGCUGGCCAUUGGCCAUACCAGUAUCGCUGGCUUCGCGGCCUUCUUCGAACGUGCAGACCAAGAGCCGCUCGGCUGCGACGAUACACCAAUCGACUGGGAAGCCCUGAUCGACGAUGCAGUUGCUGCAGCCAUGGCUCUGUCCACCAUGGGCUACAUGGCGCAGGCCGAUGAAGCCUGGCUGCUGAUACUCAGGAUUGGGCAAAUGCUGACGAGAGAUUCACCUACCUGCGAGCCCUGA